AUGGCCGCUGCCGAACGCGUCUUCAGUGGCGAAUUCGACGAUAUCGCCUCUGACGACGAGGGCGACCCGCAGACUCCCGACUCUACCAGUCAAGGAGAUCACUCGGAGGGAGAUGUAUCCAUGCUCUCUGACGGAGACGAGGACGUCAUGAGCGAGAACGACAAUGAGGGGUUUGAGCUCGAUGACUUCAUGGACGAGGAUGGCGCAGCAGCUUGUUUGGAUCCGUAUGCCAACGUGUUCUUUUCCAAGGAACGCACGGAGACUUUGCUCGAGCCCGCCCUCAAGUCGAUCUUCGCGCAGAUCCCCAUCCCUAACGGCGAGGACAACGCGGGACAGACAAUGCGGGUCCGCGUUCUUAGUCGUGGCGAGUGGAUGAGUGGCUGUCCCGAAGGAAACGAGCAGAGUUUCUUGUUCCAGCUGUACGAGAAGCUUACGUCUGGCAAGUUCGCCUGCCCUAACAGCUGCGGGCACGAGUUUGACCGCGCUCCGGAGGACUUCUUCGCUCUGCUUCCCGACUUCCCUGCCUACGUCUCGCACCUCGAGCGGCACAUUCAACGCAAGUGCCCCAAGUGCAACAUCAAGGUGUGCUCGGCAUGCGAGGAUCCUGUCCGCGAGCCUUCCCCUGAGAAGGGAGGGUCGCCCGACGGAAAGGAGUCCAAGGCUCUGUUCCACUGUCCUACCAUUCAAGGCGCUAUCCUCGGCGUCGCCCUCCACAUGAUUGAGCAGGAAUUCGGCAGCCAGCUUCGUAUCGAGAAGCCAACGGGAGUGCCUCCGGCUAAGAAAAGGAAGACGAGCGCUUUAGGGAAACUCCUGAACACCAUGCAAGGCGGCGACGAUGACUCCUCCGAUAGCGACGGAGGUUACGGCUUCGGAGGGUUCGGCGGACGUGGCCAGGCUGCCCCGAAGGGUACUGGAUACAGCGGCGCCGCGCACGAAGAUCGCUCUGGCGAGAUCGCUGCCGAGAAGUCGCAGUUCCUCAAGGACCAGACGACCGCCAAGCUUCUGUCCCAGGUCCGCGCGUAUCUUCCUGCCGUGAAGCGCGGGCACACGACUGACCUUCUGGUGCACCCAACCGCUCUGGCCCACCUCCGCCGUCGCAGCUCCUUUGUUAGCGACCUUCUUCGCAACGACUCUCUCAUGGACAUGUCGAACCGCGCCGAGAUCUACCAUGCGCUGUUCGACUGGCUCGAGGUGGUCUCCAGUCACGAGGUCCUCGCCAGCAUGCUGGCUAUGCCUCAGAUGCGUGCUGUCAAGGCCGUUCCCGGACCUGAUGAUGACACAGUCGAGGUCACGUAUGAGGGAGCCCCAAGUCCCCGCGAGUUGCUCGAGACCGUCGUUAUCCAGGCCACCGCGGCGCUGAAGGGCCUCUCGUCCACGUCCGCCCCCGAAGCGUCCGACCCCGACAGUGAUGAGCUCGACCCUCUCCAGCAGUCGCUCGCCGAAGCUCAGAAGAGGAAGGAGAAGCAGAGGGAGAACGCAGUGACUGCUGCGGCUGACGCCAGUGAUCGCAUUCUGGAUGCGCGCACUGAGAUCGACCGUCUACUCGUCGCGACCAAGGGCCGCGCGUUCGUUAAUCGCAUGCUCGAGUCUCUCCCUCGCCUGUAUGAGACGGAGGAAGACCAGCCCAAGAUCGAGACGUCUGCUACUGAUGAGACGACUAUGAAAGUUUACGAGGAGUGGGCGCAGAGAGUGCGCUUCCGCUACUGCGACCUGCACGACCCCGGAGACCCGUCCAAGAUCAAGUACGCGCAUGCGUACAAUAACAAUAUUCAGACGCUCGUGGGAACGCGCUCGCUCGCGAUUGCGAAGGAGCUCGCAAUUCUGACGACUAGCCUUCCCGCCGCAUGGGGAUCGACCAUCUUCAUCCGUGUCGACGACGCACGCGUUGACUGCAUCAAGGCUAUGAUUAUCGGCCCCGAGGGCACGCCGUACGAGAACGGGUGUUUCCUGUUUGACAUCUUCCUGCCGCUCGACUACAACCACUCGUGCCCGCUCGUCAAGUCGAUGACGACCAACGGCGGCAAGUACCGCUACAACCCUAACUUGUAUGCGGACGGCAAAGUGUGCCUCUCGCUGCUGGGCACUUGGAGCGGUCCUGGGUGGAUCUCGGGCAAGUCGACGCUGCUGCAGGUGCUCAUCUCGAUCCAGAGUCUCAUCUUCUGUGAUGAGCCAUACCUGAACGAGCCAGGGUGGGCCAACCAGGCGGGCGCAUACUCGGCCAAUGUUCGCCGCAUGGUACUUGUGGACGCGAUGGCGAACAACCUGAAGAACCCACACUUCCCAUUCGAGAACGAGGUCAAGACGCACUUCCGCCUCAAGGCCAAGGCGAUCCGCGCUCAGCUCGACCGCUGGAAGGCCGAGGACGACGGCAAGGCGACGAACCGCGACUACUUUGGCGUCUCACCGCCUAACACGUCGUCAGGCGCUUCAUCGUCGCAGACUCCAUUCGAUGUGGCUGCGAAGCAUUUGCGUUCGCUGCUCGACGAGCUUGACCCGGUGGCGCCAUCGAUGGUCGACAGUGCCACUCCAUCGGCCUCAGCGGGCCCAUCAACGUCCAAGGCGAAGAAGACCAAGGCCAAGUCGGGCGCCAAGGGAACGCGUUCCUCCAGCCGCCUCAAAGCUAAAAAGUGA
Trichosporon asahii var. asahii CBS 2479 is the source of this 2631-nucleotide messenger RNA. RefSeq lists its product as uncharacterized. The record is from RefSeq and is a predicted model, not a curated record. Gene Ontology annotation, molecular function: ubiquitin conjugating enzyme activity. Lineage: Eukaryota; Fungi; Basidiomycota; Tremellomycetes; Trichosporonales; Trichosporonaceae. The coding region runs from base 1 to 2631 and encodes 876 amino acids. The transcript is spliced from 11 exons.